AUGAACUUAGAUGAUACACUGUGGGCAUACUGCAUUGUAUAUAAAACUCCAAUUGGAACAACAACCUUUUGGCUGGUUUAUGGGAAAUCAUGCCACCACCCUAUCGAACUUGAACACAAAGCCAACUGGGCAAUUCAGACCCUGAAUUUUGACCUCAAAGCUGCUAGUAAAAAAAGACUAUUACAGCUCAAUGAGUUGGACGAAAUCAGGCAGGAUGCGUAUGAGAAUGCCAUGAUUUUUAAAGACAAGAUCAAAAGAUGGCAUGAAAGAUGCAUAGCAAGAAAAGAAAUAAAAGAAGGAGACCUUGUCUUGCUCUUCAACUCAAGGUUAAAACUUUUUCCAGGGAAGCUGAAGUCAAGAUGGUCCAGACCCUUUAAGUUUGUGCAAGUCUUCCCGCAAGGAGCUGUAGAGAUUUGGAGUGAAACCUCAAGUGCAUUCAAAGUGAACGGGCAAAGGCUAAAGCCAUACUUUCAGGGAGAACCCAUAGAGAAGGAAGCCAACUACACCUUUGAUAACCCUCCAGAUAGACUGUGA
Molecule: messenger RNA, 534 nt
Organism: Hevea brasiliensis (rubber tree)
Lineage: Eukaryota; Viridiplantae; Streptophyta; Magnoliopsida; Malpighiales; Euphorbiaceae
Exons: 1
Coding region: 1-534 (177 amino acids)
Source: RefSeq, a predicted model, not a curated record